GGUGACUUUCUCGCUAUGCCUUAUGGGAGAAGGGGAGAAGGGAGGCUGCUCGGUUCGCAGUUGGGUUUCUAGAGACGGCGCUUCUUCACGCGUCCAUUGCCUUAGCGUGUUGCCCCCUUAUAACAACAACCCUGUGAGAUCCCUCCUUUAGCUAUGGAAGAGAGCAACCAGGAAUGAGAGGGAGAUCCUCUCCAGCCUCUCCGAAGAAGUAGUCAUGUUGGAGGGAUUGGUAGCCUGGGUUCUCAACAACUACCUAGGCAAAUAUGUCAGCAACCUGAACACGGAUCAACUGUCAGUAGCUCUUCUAAAAGGUGCUGUAGAGUUGGAAAAUUUACCGUUAAAGAAAGAAGCCUUGAAGGAUUUGUUGCCAUUUGAGGUCAAAGCUGGUUUUAUUGGCAAGAUAACACUACAGAUACCGUUUUAUCGCCCCCAUGUUGAUCCAUGGGUGAUAUCAGUGUCAAAAUUGCACCUUAUUGGCUCACCGGAAAAGCAAGAAGAUUUUGACGAAGAAAAAGAGAGGCUCUUUGAACGAGAAAGCAAGAAAACUAUUUUACGAGCGCUGGAAGAAAAAUGGAGAAAAGAACGGGAGCAGAUAGCAGAAUCUUACUGGUAUUCAGUCACUGCGUCUGUCGUCGCGCGGAUUGUAGAGAACAUCGAAUUAAACAUUCAAGAUGUCCACCUGAGGUUUGAGGAUGGCAUCACAAACCCUUCACAGCCGUUCGCAUUUGGAGUCUGCAUAAAAGAUGUAUCCGUGCAAAAUGCUGUCAAUGAGCCGGUGGAGGACCUAAUGAAGAAAAAGCAGCUGGAGAUUGCUGACUUCAGCAUCUACUGGGAUACUGAUUGUGCUUUAAUGGGAGACCUGCCACCUGGGGAGCUGCAGGAAGCAAUGGAUCGAAGCAUGAAGAGCCGAGACCAUAACUACGUCAUGGAGCCUGUGCGUACCUCUGCUCUUCUCAAAAGAAACUGUUCUAAGGAGCCCUUGAAAUCGCGGAAUACUCCACGGCUGGAGUUUGACAUUCAGCUGGAGACGAUACCGCUGAAACUUUCCCAGGCACAAUACCGACAAAUAAUGGACUUCCUGAAAGAACUGGAUCGAAAAGAGCGACAGCUUAAAUUCAGGAGAUGGAAGCCAAAGGUCUCAGUAGCUGGAAACUCCCGAGAAUGGUGGCUUUUUGCUCUGAAUGCGCACAUUGUAGAGAUCCGAGAGCAGAGGGAACGUUGUUCCUGGGAGUUUGUGUUGCAUCGGGCCCAAGAUGCUGUGCUGUAUACAGACCUGUAUUAUAAGAAGUUGAAAGAAGUGCAGCUGUCUGAUGAGGAGCAGGAUGAGAUGGAGCGCAUUGAGGAUGAACAAACAUUUGAGGAGCUGAAAAUCUUACGUGAGAUAGUGUAUGACAGAUUCCGUGAACUUGCUGAGAGCAUUAAGGAGCCCCUGUUUGAUACCUUAGAGGGAGCGGCUGAAACUGAUCCGGAUGUUGGCAGAGGCAAUAGCGGAAUGCUUCAAUAUCUUCAGUCCUGGUUUCCUGGGUGGGGUGGCUGGUACGGCUAUUCUCAGGAAACAGGAGGACUGCUUUCAGAAACACCAGAACAAUGGAGACCAGAAGAUGUCACUGGUGCCGAAGAGUUCUUUGAUCCAACUGCUGAUGUAUCUACCAUAAAUACCUUCACAAAGAGGGAUCAUGUCUUGGCAAAGUUAAAUCUCCAACUGCAAGGUGGCUCUGUCACCUUGCUACACGUGGGCAAGAAGAGCCUACAGGCCAAUGAAAGAGCUUUCAUGCAGCUGGAAUUUUCAGGAGUAACCAUCUUAGCAGAAUCUCUUCCUCGGAGGAAUUCAUCCCUUUUCAAGGUUCAGCUUGGUAGCCUCUUCCUGCGAGAUUUAGCAACAGAAGGAACCAUAUUUCCUGUCCUUGUCUUCCCUAAUCCUCAAAAGGAAGUUGGCUGCGUCUCCUCCAUCGGUCUCCAUGCUUCCUCUUCGGACAUGAGUAACCAGAGCUCUGCUGCUGAUCCUGCUGUUCCAGUGUUUGAGAUGCUGUAUGAGAGAAACCCAGUUCGCAGCAAUUUUGAGAGACGCCUGGAAGUCAGUACCCGACCUCUAAAUAUUAUUUACAAUCCACAAGCCAUUAAGAAAGUAGCCGAUUUCUUCUACAAGGGAAGGGUUCAUACCUCAGGUUUUGGAUGUCAGUCUGAGCUUGAGCUGAGAGUGGCUGAAGCUGCCAGGAGACAAUACAACAACCUCAAAAUGCAGACGAAAGCUGAAAUCAGGCAAACCAUUGAUCGCUUGCUUGUAGGGGAUUUCAUUGAAGAAAGCAAGCGUUGGACAGUCUGCCUUGAUAUUUCUGCCCCUCAAGUGAUCUUUCCUGAUGACUUUAAAUUUGCUGAUCCUGUUUUAGUGGUGAUUGAUUUGGGAAGAAUGUUGCUUACCAAUACGCAAGCAGAGCAUAAAAAUAAAAGUUCUGGUGCUCCAUCUUCAGAGCUGAGUGAGCUGAGUGAUGACGAGUAUAAAACACCUCUUGCAACCCCUCCGAGUAGCCCACCUCCUGAAGUCAGUGUGGCUGGUGAGAACAAAACCCUCAAGUUCAUGGGGGUAGAAAUCAGUGAAGAGCAACUGCAAGCGCACUUGAUGAGUAAAAAAAUGUAUGAGACCUACAGUUUGUCCUUCAUGGAUCUUCAGAUCAUGGUUGGACGAGUGAAAGACAAUUGGAAACAUGCCCAGGACAGCGACGUUGGCCCAACCCACGUGGUGGAGAAAUUCAAUGUCCAUUUGCAGCUAGAACGCAGGUUGAUAUACACUUCUGAUCCCAAGUACCCUGGAGCUGUUUUGUCUGGGAAUUUGCCCGAUUUGAAAAUACAUAUCAAUGAGGAUAAAAUCAUGGCACUGAACAACUGUUUUGGAAGGCUGAGCACACCUGACACCGAAGCCUCAGUCACUUCACAGAUAGGGAAGGAGAUGACUCUUUCAGAUCUGGACCAGCGUGGAAGUUUGCAUAGUUCUGUAGUGAAUUUAACUCAGAGUGUGAUGGUGGUAGAACAACACACUAAGGAAGUCCUUGUAGAAUCGCAACUGCUUUUAGCAGAGUUCCAAGUUAACUUUAUGCAACUAGCGGUUGAAAGCAAUGGCCGGUAUAUCUCUGUCCUCAAGGUUUUUGGCACGAAUGCCCAUUUUGUGAAGAGGCCUUAUGAUGCAGAAGUCUCUCUCACAGUUCAUGGGUUGCUGCUGGUUGACACUAUGCAAACCUAUGGCUCUGAUUUUGACCUCUUGAUGGCUUCUCACAAGAAUCUUAGUUUUGAUGCUCCCACAGGAAGCCUCCGGGACAGCAGGGCACAGUCCCCUGUUGGUGGGCCUGGUGAGGCCCAUCCUUUUGGCAGGGUGCGCUUGACUGAAAAAUAUGCUGUGGGGUCAAGCGAGUUGCCCGGCCACUUCCUCCAAAAUGACGAAUCCUUAAUUAAAUUAGAAUACCAGUUUGUGAGUGCAGAAUGCCCCUCUAUGAACCUGGACAGCAGUCUCCAAGUGAUAUCAGUCCAGAUGAACAACUUGGAUAUCAUUCUGAACCCAGAGACGAUAGUUGAACUGAUUGGUUUUCUCCAGAAAUCCUUCCCGAAGGAGAAAGAUGAUUGGAGCCCUCAGCCACUGAUGACUGAUUUAGAAAGAAAUUUCAGCGAGCAGGAAACCUUCCAGUCCACCUAUGCCCAGAGUACAGAAGUAGCAGUGGACAUCCGUUGGUUAAACAUACUUCUUCUUCGGACGGUUACAUUGAUAAAUGGGGAAAAGCUUGGCCGGAAAAUUGCAACGGCGAGUAUUGGGGGCACCAAAGUGAACGUCUCCAUGGGCAGCAGGUUGGAUGUAAAUGGCUCCCUUGGAUGCUUACACCUUAUGGACCUGACUCAGGACAACAUGAAAAACCAGUACGUAGUGAGCAUUGGGAAUACAGUAAGGUAUGAAAACCUCAUCCGCAGUAUGGGCUGCUUCAAGCCUGCCUUUCCCCAGUUUGAUGACACAAGUAGCUUUCCUGAUGCCUUGAGCUUCACUUUCUUAGAGCAGUCGAAAGAGGAGUGUUCGCUUCACCUCAGGAUGGCGUCGUUGCAUUACAACCACUCAGCUAAGUUCUUGAAAGAGAUCACCUUAUCCAUAGACGAGCUGGAGGAGAACUUCUGCAGCAUGCUGAAGAGCGCAGCAACCAAAGUGACUACUGUCUUGGCCACAAAGACUGCUGAGUACAGCGAAAUGGUUUCUCUGUUUGAUACAGUGCCUCGGUUCAGGGACCCCUUUAACUUGGAAAACAGUGAAGGAGAGGAGGCCAUUCCAGCAUGCCCCAAAACUGAAACUAUUAAGCUCAUUUUAAAUGUGAAUAUUGAAUCCCCAGUUGUAUCCAUACCCAGGAAACCAGGCAGCCCGGAGCUGCUGGUAGGACAUCUAGGACGAAUAUCAAUCCAGAAUUUUGUGGCUGGAGAGGACAAUCUGAGAAGCGACAGGCUUCAAGUUGAAAUCAGAGAUAUUAAAAUGUAUUCUCUAAACAGCAGCCAUUUAGCAGCUGAGAAAGAAGCUACUUCUGAGGUUCCAGAUGCCUUACACCCUUCUUCGGGCAUUUCCAGAAGCAGCAGUAGCCAGGAUGAUCCUCAGUUCACUCGUCAUGAUUUCUUUGAGUCCUUACAUAAAGGCCAUGCUUUUCAUAUUUUGAAUAAUGCUACUAUCCAUUUCAAACUGGAGAAGAUUCCCACAGAGAGUGAAGCAGAGUUGGCGUUCUCUGUGAGCAAUGGCACUGAAGUUUCAAGCCUCAUGCGGAUUGAGGGGAAAUUUGUCAACCCUCUGCGGGUGGUGCUGGCAAAACACGUGUAUGAGCAGGUCUUGCAAACUCUUGACAACUUAGUUUGCAAUGAAGACUUGACCAAGCCACCAUCCAGCUUCCCAUCCUCCACAUAUCCCGGCUCCAGCUCGCCGUCUGGAUCGCUCCGUAGCACAAGCACAGAGUUCUGCUUCGAUAGGAAGGAAAACGGGCUCUUCAGUCACUCCAGCUUUUCAACUUCAAUGAACAAAUUUGUGCCUGUCAAGGAAGUGGCGCAGUCUUUUACCCAGAUACAAGCCACCUUUCACAUCUCUGAGCUCCAGGUUCAGCUGAGUGGUGACCUGACACUUGGAGCGCAAGGUCUGGUUAGCUUGAAAUUUCAGGAUUUUGAUGUUGAGUUUGCCAAGGACCAUCCUCAUACUUUAUCAAUUCAGAUUGCAUUACGUUCUCUGCUGAUGGAGGAUCUUCUGGAGAAGAAUCCAGACUCUCUGUAUAAGAACCUCAUGGUGUCACGGGGAGCACCCAAACCAUCCAGUUUAGCACACAAGGAGUACCUUUCCCAGUCUUGUCCAUCAAUGUCUAACGUGGAAUAUCCAGACAUGCCUCGCUCCCUCCCUUCUCACAUGGAGGAGGCUUCCAAUGUCUUCCAGCUGUAUCAGCGGCCCACCUGUGUCCCCCACAGGAAGCACAAAGAAGAUGUAGACUCGGGUUAUCCGUGCACACCGCCCCCUUCUCCCACCGCUGACAAAUCAACUAUGUCUUGUGAAAAGAGUGACUUUGACGAUUCCUUGGUCCAUAUCAACAUGUUGCUGGUGGACAAGAAGCACCCGGAGUUCUCUUCUUGUUACAACAAAAUCAACCGCAGCGUGGACGUUGACUUUAACUGCUUAGAUGUCUUAAUAACUCUGCAAACCUGGGUGGUGAUACUGGACUUCUUUGGGAUUGGAUCCACUGCUGAGAAUCAUAGCCUGAAGCCGCAGUCGGAAGGUGUUCAGCACACUGUUAAAUCGGAAGCAAACAUAUUGUCGGCCUUGGAAGGCCAGGAUCCUGUGAAUACCAAACUGGAUCUGAAGGUCCAUUCCCUGUCCUUGGUUCUAAAUAAGACAACCAAUGAACUUGCUAAAGCGAAUGUAUCCAAGCUGGCUGCUCACGUGGAAAUGAUUGAAGGAGACCUGGCCCUUCAAGGAAGCCUUGGCAGCCUAUCCUUAAGUGAUCUCACCUCCCAUGGAGAGUUCUACCGGGAACGCUUCACUACCAGUGGCGAAGAGGCACUCAUCUUUCAGGUCUACAAGUACGGUCGGCCUGAUCCCUUGCUGCAGAGAGAUUGCGACGUGCGUGUCAGUCUCCAGAUGGCGUCAGUGCAGUACGUCCACACGCAGCGCUUUCAAGCAGAAGUGGUGUCUUUCAUCCAGCACUUCACUCAGCUACAGGAUGUCUUGGGGCGCCAGAGAGCUGCAAUCCAGGGACAGACGGUAAGAGAUCAGGCCCAGCGAGCUGCCAGAGUCCUCCUGGACAUUGAAGCUGGCGCUCCUGUCCUCCUCAUUCCUGAAAGCUCCAAAUCCAGCCAUCUUAUUGUAGCCAACCUUGGGAAGCUGAAAGUCAAGAACCGGUUCCUCUUUGCAGGCACCUCCGGUACCUUCUCACUAAAAGAAAAGCAGGAUUCUGUUCAGUUUUCUUCACCGCUGGGUACCCCAAAGCACAGCACAAAGAAAACGCCAAGUGCUGAUGAGUCCAAGAUGGUACCAAGUUCCUCUGAAGGGUUGUUCAUGAAACUGUCCUCCUCCGGACCGAAUCUGAGCCGACUGAAAAGUGAGCCUUCAACGAAUGCUUUGGCGAAGCCGCCAAAGGCAUCCACUUUGACACCCCUAGAUAGUCCUGAGGAACAGACCUGCCUGCUAGACUGCAUUGUGGUUGACCUGCAGGACAUGGAUAUUUUUGCUGCUGAAAGGUGCUCAAGAGAAUACUCAAAAGCUAUGGAAGAUGCGAGUGCUGAUCUGAUCUUCCCAUCCUUUAUCGUCAGGCAGACAGGGGGGAGCCUCUUGACCGAACCCUUCAGACUGAAGUUGCAAGUAGAAAGAAACUUGGACAAGGAGAUAAGCCACGCAGUCCCUGAUGUAUCCAUUCAUGGCAUCGUAUCGUCAGUCCAUUGCUCUCUGGAUCUGAGCAAAUAUACACUGAUUCAUGGACUCUUGGAGAAUAAUCUGGGGGAGCCAACAGAAGAAUUCAUGCGGCCUUAUGACUUACAGGACCCAAGGAUACAUACUGUGUUGAGUGGUGAAGUCUACACUUGCAUGUCUCUCCUCAUUGACAUGGUCAACGUGAGUCUGGAGCUGACUAAUCCCCAGGGGAAGGAUGGCUCACUAGCCAGGUUUGACUUUAAGAAGUCUAAACUGCUCUUUGAGAGUUUUUCGAAUCAAACCAAAUCCACCAACUUGGUUUCACAUUCCAUGAUGGCAUUUGACACGCGAUACGCUGGGCAGAAGAUGACGUCGGGAAUGCCGAACGUGUUUAAUUGUAUCUUCCAGUCGUCCAAGAACAGCAACACCCAAGGAGCGAUACAGAUCGAACUGCAUUACAGAUCUACCAAGGAUUCCUCCUGCUUCACAGUGGUCCUCAACAACCUUCGCGUGUUCCUCAUCUUUGAUUGGUUAGUGCUUGUCCACGACUUCCUCCAAACGCCAAGCAACGCUAAAAAGCAGGCCAACCUCACCCCUUCUCAACAGCGCAAUUACAGCAGUGAAGCGGCAGUCAUUCCCAAAGCAGUGAAAUGUGGAAUAGUUACAAAACGUUCUUCUCUUCAGAUCUCCACUGAAAAACAAUUGGAAGUCAAGGUUAACGUGACAGAUACUGAAUUUGUGGUGGUUGAAGACAUGUCUUGUGUGGACACCAAUGCAGUUAUUCUGAAGGGGACCACGGUUCUCACAUACAAACCCAAACUUGUAGAUCACCCUUUCUCAGGCAGUUUGUCUGGCAUUGAGGUUUUUUCAUGCCGCCUGGGAAAUGAGCAGGAGACGGCACUCUCCAUCAUCGAUCCUGUACUAAUUCAAGUUGAACUUGUGGGGAAUUCUUCAUAUCCAAGCGGCUCGGGAUUGUUGGAUGCCUUCAACAGUGAAGAUUUCCCACCUGUUUUAGAGAUUCAGUUACAAGCAUUGGAUAUCAGGCUGUCUUAUAAUGAUGUCCAGCUGUUUCUGGCCAUUGCAAAGUCCAUUCCUGGUCAGACCAGCAAUGCUGUGUCGGACUCCUCUGCUUCAGAUGUCACGGUUACAGCUUCUACUUCCACUGCUUCAUCUUGGGCAAAUGAGAUCUCAGGAGAAACCAUAGAAACAUGCAAGCACACUUUGGAUCCCGUUCUUGAGUUGCAACUGGCUCGACUGCAGGAAUUGGGGUUUAGCCUAGAUGACUGCCGCAAAGCUUUGCUGGCGUGCCAAGGUCAGCUGAAGAAGGCAGCAAGUUGGCUGUUCAAGAAUGCCGAGCCUUUGAAAUGCAUGCCGUUGGACUCCAGCAACCAGGAUGGCCAAGGCUCUGUGGCUCUGCGCUUGAUCUCUGGAGUAGAAAUUAAAGCAGACAGCAUCUGUAUUUGCUUUAUCGACGACUGCAUGGACUGCGACGUUCCAUUAGCUGAAUUAACCUUUUCACAUCUGAAUUUUCUCCAGCAUCUAAGAGCCAGCCCUGAAGGCUAUGCGCAUUUUACACUCUCAGGAGAUUAUUACAACCGUGAGCUUUCUGGCUGGGAGCCUUUUAUCGAGCCCUCACCGUGCUCUGUAACCUGGCAGCAGCAAUUAGCCAGCCGCCUCCACCCUUCUCGGUUGAAGCUGGAAGUGAAAGCGAAACACCGUUUGGACAUCAACGUAACUUCUGUGUUACUCGAGCAAUAUGCCAGUACCAAACAAUCAUGGAUGGCUGAUUAUUGCAAGCAGGAGAAGGAAGUGGAGGAAGUUGAAUCUGAGGAUUGGAUGGGUUCGUCCGUUGAUCCUCCGUCCUUCGGGCAAAGCCUUCCUCUUGUCUACCUUAGAACUAGGAGUACAGCCAGUCUGACUAACCUAGAACACCAGAUGUAUGCUAGAGCUGAAAUGAAGGCCCCGAAGCGCAGGCAGCCCUUUGUGCCAUUUGCCUUGCGGAAUCACACCGGUUGCACUCUGUGGUUUGCCACUUUGACAACAACUCCAACCCGCGCCGCACUCUCUCACAGCGGAAGCCCUGGAGUCAUCCCAGAGGAAAAUGGAACGUUUCUGGAUGGCACGCAUAAAGUCAGUGAGUGGCACGAGGUUCUUACUGGCGAAGAGGUUCCAUUUGCAUUUGAAGCCAAAGGGAAAUUGAGACACAGGCACACACACGAUCUGAGAAUUCAUCAGCUGCAAGUGAGAGUAAAUGGCUGGGAACAAGUCAGUCCAGUAUCGGUAGACAAAGUAGGAAUAUUUUUCCGGUAUGCGGCUCCUGAUAAGAGUACAUCUUCCUCUACUGUUGGCAGCCCGAUUAGCAAAACAAACAUCAUACAUCCACACGUUUAUUUUUCUUCAUUGCCUCCGGUUCGAGUGGUGUUUGCUGUGACCAUGGAAGGCAGCGCUCGGAAAGUGAUAACUGUGCGCUCAGCCCUGAUAGUGAAAAACAAGCUGGAGACGCCUAUGGAACUCCGCUUAGACAGCCCUUCAGCUCCUGACAAACCUGUAGUGCUGCCGGCAGUGAUGCCUGGGGAUUCCUUUGCUGUUCCCCUGCAUCUGACAUCCUGGAGGCUUCAGGCCAGGCCAAAGGGGAUGGGGGUCUUCUUCUGCAAGUCUCCAAUCCACUGGACGAACGUGCAGAAGACCUCGGAGGUCAGCAGCAGCAAACGAGAGUGCCACGCGAUGGAGUCUGAAAACAGCCGUUUCUUCAGGUUUUGUGUCGCUAUAAAGAAAGAGAAUUAUCCAGAUUACAUGCCCUCCAGCAUAUUCUCUGACAGCGCUAAGCAGAUCUUCAGGCAGCCUGGGCACACCAUUUAUCUCUUGCCGACUGUGGUGAUCUGUAACCUGUUGCCUUGCGAACUGGAGUUCUAUGUUAAAGGGGUGCCAAUUAAUGGGGCACUGAAACCUGGCAAAGAGGCAGUGUUGCAUACAGCGGACACUUCACAGAACAUUGAGCUUGGAGUCUCCCUCGAAAACUUUCCACAGUGCAAGGAGCUUUUAAUACCUCCUGGAACACAAAACUAUAUAGUGCGGAUGCGAAUGUACGACAUUAACAAGCGGCAAUUGAAUCUCACUAUAAGGAUUGUGUGUCGAGCUGAAGGGUCCUUGAAGAUAUUUAUUUCAGCACCAUAUUGGCUCAUCAACAAAACAGGGUUGCCGCUGAUCUUUAGACAAGACAAUGCCAAGAUCGAUGCGGCAGCGCAGUUUGAGGAGCACGAGCUUGCCCGGAGCCUGAGCCCUCUCCUCUUCUGUUACGCCGACAAAGAACAACCUAACCUUUGCACAAUGAGAGUUGGAAGAGGGAUCCACCCUGAAGGUAUGCCCGGCUGGUGCCAGGGCUUCUCGCUGGACGGAGGCAGUGGCGUCAGAGCCCUUAAAGUUAUCCAACAAGGAAACCGACCGGGCCUUAUCUAUAAUAUCGGUAUUGAUGUCAAGAAGGGUAGAGGUCGCUACAUUGACACCUGUAUGGUAACAUUCGCCCCUCGCUACCUAUUAGAUAAUAAAUCCAUGCACAAGCUUGCCUUUGCACAGCGGGCAUUUGCCAGAGGACAGGGCACUUCCAAUCCAGACGGCUACAUCUCCACCCUCCCUGGUUCCAGCGUCGUCUUCCACUGGCCGCGCAAUGAUUACGACCAACUACUUUGUGUUCGGCUAAUGGAUGUUCCAAACUGCAUUUGGUCUGGAGGUUUUGAAGUCAACAAGAACAACUCCUUCCAUAUCAACAUGAGGGACACCCUUGGGAAAUGCCACUUCUUACGAGUAGAGAUCACUCUUAAGGGAGCUACAUACCGUGUUUCGUUCAGUGACACCGAUCAGUUACCACCUCCAUUCCGCAUAGACAACUUUUCUAAGGUCCCGUUAGUGUUUGCUCAGCAUGGUGUUGCAGAACCACGGCUCAGCACUGAAGUCAAGCCAGGGACCUCUCUGGAUUAUGCCUGGGAUGAACCUGCUCUCCUGCCUUACAUAACCCUGACGGUGAAAGGAGCUGGCUCCUCUGAAAUCACUUGCAGCAUGGAUGAUUUCCAAGACAGCAAGCAGCUCUAUUACGAAAACUUCAUUUAUAUUGCUGCAAUGUAUACUUUCUCAGGUCUGCAGGAAGAAACUGGAAGGCCGGUAGCUUCGAAUAAGGAGGUUGAUUGUGCUGAGCUUGUCUUGGAUGUUUCUCUGAAGACGCAGAGAGUCAUACUGAAGAAAAAGGAGCCAGGGAAGCGCUCUCAGUUGUGGAGAAUGACAGGCACAGGAAUGCUUUGCCACGAGGGCUCCGCUGUUCCUCACCAUCCAAAUAAACCUUCCCCUCCUCGCUCUACAGAAUCCUGCCUGAUCCUGGACAUCGCAGGCCUGGCUGCCGUCACAGAUAACAGGUAUGAGCCUCUGAUGCUGAGAAAGCCAGACCGACGGCGUAGCACUACCCAGACGUGGAGUUUUCGGGAUGGGAAGCUGGUCUGUGGCAUGCACGGGCUUGUCGUUCAGGCAAAAGGAGGGAUAGCAGGGCUACAUGAUGGAGCAGAAGUCGUUCUUGGACCUGACACUUCCCUGGAAAUGUUGGGCCCAGUUCCACCAGAACAACAGUUUGUCAAUCAGAAGAUGAGGCCUGGCUCCGGAGUUUUGGCAGUCAGGGUCAUUCCAGAUGGCCCAACUAGAGUCCUACAGAUAACAGACUUUAACCAACGCAGAAACGAUCGUUUCUCAUCUGAAGGGGAUGAGCUGGAACAAGAUCUACGGAAGCUGAAGAAUCCAGAAACAGAGCAAGAAUUGGAAGUCCAGUUGAAAUUAGAAGGUGGAAUAGGUUUGUCUUUAGUUAACAAAGUCCCGGAAGAGCUGAUAUUUGCAAGCUUCACUGGCAUUAACGUCCAUUUCACGCAGCUGUCAAUGAGUCAAUUGCUUGAACUGAGUGUACAGGAUAUGCAGGUGGACAACCAGCUCCUUCGCACCACUCAGCCUUUCAUGCUUUUCCUGACCCCCAAAACUGGUGAAAAUGAAGCAGCAGAAACAGGGCCUGCCGUGCAAUUGAAUGCCAUGAAAUUUCCCAGUAAGAGCCCUUUAACUGAUAUAUACAAGCAUCUGAUGAUCACAGCUAGUAAGUUCACAGUCCAAAUUGAGGAGAAGCUUCUCCUUAAACUUCUGAGUUUCUUUGGCUACGAUCAGUCAGAAUCAGAGGUUGAAAGUUACGAUGAAAACCUUCACGAAAAGCCUGUUGAUCAAGGUGGAGCCCUGAAGCGGUAUUACUUUGAAAACCUCAAGAUUAGUGUGCCUCAGAUAAAGCUGAGUGUCUUCACGUCCAGCAAGCUCCCCUUGGAUCUCAAGGCCCUGAAAAGCACCCUAGGCUUCCCACUGGUCAGGUUUGAAGAUGCCGUGAUUGACCUGGAUCCCUUCACCAGAGUCCAUCCUUAUGAGACGAAAGAGUUUAUCAUUAACGAUAUUCUGAAGCACUUCCAAGAAGAGUUGCUUAGCCAAGCGGCAAGGAUCCUGAGCUCUGUGGACUUCCUUGGCAACCCGAUGGGUCUCCUGAAUGAUGUUUCGGAAGGUGUUACCGGGCUAAUAAAAUAUGGAAAUGUUGGUGGCCUUAUAAGGAACGUCGCUCAUGGGGUGUCAAACUCUGCUGCAAAGUUUACUGGGACUUUAUCCGAUGGGUUGGGGAAGACCAUGGAUAAUCGGCAUCAAACAGAACGAGAAUACAUUCGAUACCAUGCUGCAACAAGCGGGGAACAUCUUGUGGCUGGCAUCCAUGGACUAGCUCAUGGCAUCAUUGGUGGAUUGACAAGUGUAAUAACCUCAACGGUAGAAGGUGUAAAAACAGAAGGGGGAGUCAGUGGCUUUAUAUCCGGCCUUGGGAAAGGACUCGUCGGAACGGUGACCAAACCGGUGGCUGGUGCUCUGGAUUUUGCCUCUGAAACAGCCCAAGCUGUGAGAGAUACAGCCACGCUUACAGGCCCCAGGACACAAGCUGAAAGAGUGAGGAAGCCACGGUGUUGCAGGGGACCACAAGGACUCCUGCCUCGAUAUUUGGAGAGCCAGGCAGAAGGACAAGAGCUGCUCCUAAAGCUGACAGAGAACAUUCAGGAUGAGUUCUUCAUUGCAGUGGAGAACAUAGACAGCUAUUGUGUUAUCAUUUCCUCCAAAGCUGUUUAUUUCCUGAAGAGUGGGGACACGAUGGACCGCGAGGCCAUCUUCCUGGAGGUCAAGUACGGUGAUCUCUAUCAUUGCCUUAUCUCAAAGGACCACGGGAAGGUCUAUGUACAGCUGACAAAGAAAGCUGUGAAUUCAAGCAGCGGGGUAUCGAUGCCUGGCCCAUCUCAUCAGAAGCCCAUGGUCCAUGUGACGUCUGAGUCCCUUGCAGUCAAACUGUCUCAAGAAAUCAACUAUGCAAAAAGCCUUUUCUAUGAACAGCAGCUUAUGUUGAGAUCCAGCGAACACCAAGACCAACUGGAACUGGACUCCUGACCCAGAUGAACGAAAUCUUAACGGGGAAGCUGCCCCUCUGCUCAGUAAAAAGCUGGGCUAUCACCUGGGUGUUCAAAAGUGGGUUCUGCGAGGCUAGUAAGCCCAAGGCUUUGGAACCAAAAGAGUUUUGCAGUGAGGGCAAUACAAAGAUCAAAGACACGUUUGACGUACAUUUAGCUCUAGGGAAAGCCCUGUAUUUUCUUACUCUCUGUGUGUAUAUAUACCUAUACAUAUAUAGAUAUAUAUGUGUGUAUGUACAACUGUGUUUGGUGUAAAUAAGAAAGUAUACAGGGUGUUGUGAAGGGUGUAUAAAGGUCUAUUUCGUGUAAAGAAAUUAAAGGAAAGGUUAUAUUGA
Molecule: messenger RNA, 13733 nt
Organism: Rhineura floridana
Lineage: Eukaryota; Metazoa; Chordata; Lepidosauria; Squamata; Rhineuridae
Gene: VPS13D
Product: vacuolar protein sorting 13 homolog D
Exons: 70
Coding region: 215-13378 (4387 amino acids)
Biological process (GO): mitochondrion organization; protein targeting to vacuole; protein retention in Golgi apparatus
Cellular component (GO): extrinsic component of membrane
Molecular function (GO): protein binding
Source: RefSeq, a predicted model, not a curated record